This is a messenger RNA of Macrosteles quadrilineatus (aster leafhopper), 2452 nucleotides long. RefSeq lists its product as uncharacterized. Gene Ontology annotation, molecular function: chitin binding. The transcript is spliced from 14 exons. Gene Ontology annotation, cellular component: extracellular region. The coding region runs from base 17 to 2371 and encodes 784 amino acids. Lineage: Eukaryota; Metazoa; Arthropoda; Insecta; Hemiptera; Cicadellidae. The record is from RefSeq and is a predicted model, not a curated record.
GUGUGCGCGGUAGUGAAUGUUAGAGAUGCGCUCCACGGUGUGUAUUAUAGCCGCUGUGUUAGUGGCCGCUGCCUCCGCUGUACCUAGCGAUGCUCAUAAGGCACACAAACGUCAGAUUUUCCGGGAGCAAGUGUCACCCCACAUGGGUGGCAAGAUCCCUGAGGACGCGUUCCGCACGGACCGCCUGGCGCUGAACCGACUCAACAAGGAGGGAAUCAGCGUUCCUGACGGAGUACUGCUGCAGCAGCGUCAUCGAGAGAGUCAUCACUCGAGUCAUAGACAUGACCCUGCCAUCGCAGCCAGCAUAGUCAAACUGGUGCAGCAUCCUGACGGCAGGUACGCACCACCAGAGGGUCACUACCCCUUCGAGAACCUAGUGGAGUCCACCUACAUCAUCCGCCCACCCUGGGGGAACGCACAGAGCCUCAUCAUCCCUCCACACAAAACCAUCGAGGUGCCACUCACCAUCCCUCACCGCACGCUGUUCCCUCACCGUCCUCCCGUCACUGACGAGGACAUCAUCACCUUCACCAACCAUAUAGACAGUCUCUACUCCUCACAGCUGCCUGGCGCCACGAUAUGGACAGGCUUCGGCCACCUGUUCGACGAGACGCCGUCUCGGUUUCUCCGCCAGGCGGGGCGCAAGCCGGUGGUGAGCUCAACCCAGCACCAGUCACCCAGCACUAGCCAACAUACUGCCCAGCCAAGCAGCACUGGGCAGUACCUCAUGCAGUUGCCCAGUACCGGGCAGUAUCCUGGCCUUACUGCCAUACCCGCUACUACGUUUGUUUGCGGCUCAGACAAGGGCAAGAUGGUGGCUGACGCGGAAACCAGCUGUCAGGUUUUCCACCUGUGCCAUACCACUGGACAGAAGGAGUCGUUCCUGUGUCCCAAGGGCAUGAGGUUCGACCAGAGAAGGAGUCAAUGUGUCCACUGGACCAAGGUCCCUUGUAUCUCUACAGUUAGGGUUGGAAUUCACCGACUCAACGCCAGUCACGAUCUGAGCAAUAUCUGCACUCUACACACGACCGAGCGAGCGUGUGAGUGUUGCAGAAUACCUUUGUGGUCCAUGGGACACGCUGCUACUGCGACCGUGAAUAGCAUGUUGUCUCAUAAGAAUUUGUCUUUUAUUUUUGGAGGUCUCUUUUAUCCUUGGUUUGGAAUGUACAUGAUGUACAUGGUGCGUAUUCAAUGGGUGAGCUGGGACAUACAACUUCCGCCCGAGGGUCGACCACCAGGACUCGGACGUCCUGCGGGAAGGCCACGUGAAAGUCCUGAGGGAGCUCGGGUCUGGAAUGCUCCACACACUCGCGUAGUUCCUGUUGGGUGGCCAGAAACAUUUGACGGUCGGCUGUCCUGGCAAUGGAAGUCACUUGCCGUAGACACUCCAGAGUGUCGGCAAGGCUUGUACGACAUUGAUGAUUUGUCUGAACCCAGAGACAACGCUGAGUUUGACAACCAGGACAACCCACUUCGACAACAGUCAAGACGCAGCAUGGAGACCAAACACUCCGCUAGCUUGUACCUUUCGAAUAUCCCUACACUCAUAGCAUUCACAGGAGCUGCAGCCAAACACGCUAGCAUCAGCUUCUUGAAUUCAGCGAAAAGUGGAGCCCUUGUCCUGGGUCCUGGAGUCUGUGAUAGUGAGCCAAACAUGAAACACGCCGUGCAAAUCCUACUGUUCCUGUGCGCCGCCGUCCUGGCUAAGGAUGUAGAGAAACGCCAGGCGCCUUACUACCAGAAGCCCUCACCUCAAGCCUACUACAAGAAGCCGGCAGCUCCUCCCCAGCCAUCAUACUACCAGCCAGCUGCCCAGCCAGCCUACCAGGCAGCGCCAGCCCCCGCCUACUACCAACCUGCACCUGCACCUUACUACCAGCCAGUAGCUCCUCAAGUAGCCUACCAGCCGGCUCCAGCCUACUACCAGCCUUCUGCACCAGCCGCCCCAGCCUACUACCAGCCACAGGCCUACCAGCCUCCCAAGCCUAAGAAGCCCAAGGGUCAAGACCUCAGCAAGGUGCCCGGCCAGGCUGGCGUAGACUACCCUAUCUACCACGAGGUGCCCGACACCAAGUUCACCUGCGCUGAAGUGCCCGCACACCCGGGCAUAUACGCCAACGUAGACACCGGAUGUCAGGCGUACCACGUGUGCCACGAUGGCCGAGAGGGUCACCAGGGAGCCAGCUUCCUCUGUCCCAACGGCACACUCUUCAACCAGCACGAGUUCGCCUGUGACUGGUGGUACAACGUCAACUGCAAGGAAGCCCCACAACUGUACAGCCUUAACUUGGACCCACUGAAGAACCCGUAUGCACCAAAGCCAAAGAAGGAAGAAGCGCCGGCAGCCGGUCCGGAGUACUACCACCCGUGAAAACCUUAGUUUAGUAGUACAACUUUCUCAUCUAUUGUAAAUUAUUGACUCCUAAAUAAAAUUGUAAAUUUUGUACCGACA